AUGGCCUCUGGCGAUGCCGGGGAAAGGAUCAGACCUACCCCUCCUCCGCCAUCUCCUCUCACCCACCUCUCCUUCAGCUCCGACGGGUCCUGCAUCGUCAUCGCCGGCCCCUCGGCUGCCCAGUGGAUCUGCUGCGACACCUUCCAGCUACGGGGCCUCUACCAGGAGAAAACCCCCACGAGGACCAUCGUCUCCGCCGCCGGCGACAUGCUCGCCCGGAACGAGUCGACCUGCGCCAUCGUUUGCUACUCUACCACCAACACCAGCUCCUUCGCGAGGCGCUGGAAGCCGGGCUUCCUGAACUACCACUGGCAGUACGACGAGAAGCAGAUGCAGACCGGCGGCGACGUGCGCGCCGUGCGCGUCCACCGCGACUGGACCGCCGUGGUCUAUGACAGGCGGCUGUGCGUGUUCGGUCCGGGGCAGAUUGGCGCGGCUCCAGGACGGGACAAGAAUCACGGGAUGAUGCGCGCCGUCGAUACGGUGGACAAUCCGCACGGCAUCUGCGCCGUGACGUCGUCGGGGCCGACAGAGCCCGGCGGCGGCGCGCCGUUCGCGUUCGCGUGCCCUGGUGCUGAGCUCGGUGAGCUGCGCGUGGAGAGGUGGGUGGCGGGGGAGUUCGUGCCCCUGGUCAUACGCGCCGCCCAUGCCUCGCGCAUCAAUGCGGUGGCCAUGUCGCCGGACGGGAGGCUCGUCGCCACGGCUAGCGUCAGGGGAACCAUCGUGCGCGUGUUUCGCACCACUGACGGUAGGCUGAUCGGAGAGCUCAGGAGAGGCACGGACAGAGCAGACAUCCACUGCAUCGUCUUCUCCCCGGACUCCAAAUGGCUCGCCGUGUCCAGCGACAAGGCAACGGUGCACGUCUUCAGGGUCGCCGACUCAGCAGACCUGGCCAGCUCUACUACGCCACAAUCUGGGGCUGAACAAAAACUGAAUGCACCAGAGGAAGGCGGCCAAGCUGCUCCAGCGGCGGCACCGCCGGCGGAAUCUCUGCCUGCGUCGGCAUCUCUCCCCGGCGCAAAAGCUAGCAAGGGUUCAUCACUAUCAUUCUUGAAAGGUACAUGA
Molecule: messenger RNA, 1065 nt
Organism: Lolium perenne
Lineage: Eukaryota; Viridiplantae; Streptophyta; Magnoliopsida; Poales; Poaceae
Source: RefSeq, a predicted model, not a curated record